CGGCGCGACGCUGGCGCCGGACGCGGCGGCGGCCGUGCGGCGCGCGCUGCGGGAGCUCUUCCGCGUGCACCCUGUUGUCAAUCUGGAUGACAUCCGCGGCCACCUGGCAGAUUAUGGCGAACCCACUAGCACCGCCCGGCAGGGGGCCACCCUGGGCGACGACGCCCUGCAUGCAGCCGUGGUGUCGGGCGGCGAGUUUGCCGCGCUGCGGCGCGCGUACGCGGCGCGGCCGGCGCCGAAGGAUCAGGCGGGGGAGCUGAGGGGGGUGAUCUUGGAUCUGCUGGCUACGCGCAGCCAG
Molecule: messenger RNA, 298 nt
Organism: Monoraphidium neglectum
Lineage: Eukaryota; Viridiplantae; Chlorophyta; Chlorophyceae; Sphaeropleales; Selenastraceae
Exons: 1
Source: RefSeq, a predicted model, not a curated record